UUCUCCCGCAGAGUCCUCUACGGACCAAUAGGAGACGCCGGUUGGGGGUGUCGAUUCUAGACUCGGGUUUAAAAAGAAGCGUGCGCCCAGCCGUCGGACUGCAGAAACAUCCAUCAACAUGAUCCUCUUUGUGCUCGCCUCAUCGCUCCUCGCCAGCGCCCUCGGCUGCGGGUCCCCUCCCAUCGAGCCCUACUCGUCCCGCGUGGUGAACGGCGUGGACGCCAGGCCCAAUAGCUGGCCUUGGCAGAUCUCCCUCCAGUAUGAGAGGAGCGGUGAGUGGAGACACACCUGCGGAGGAUCCCUGAUUGCCGAGAACUGGGUGAUGACCGCCGCCCACUGCAUCAACUCCAAGUUCACCUACAGGGUCUUUGUGGGCAAACACAACCUGGUGAAGGAGGAGCUCAGCGCUAAAGCCAUCCUGACCGAGAAGAUCAUCGUUCAUGAGAAGUGGAACCCCAUCUUCGUGGCUUUCGGCAAUGAUGUUGCCCUGAUCAAGCUGGCUGAGCCUGUGGUUCUGAGCGACCAGGUGCAGCUGGCUUGCCUCCCUGCAGCCGGCAGCCUGCUGCCCAACCUGUACCCCUGCUACAUCACCGGCUGGGGAAGGCUCAGCACCGGAGGUCCCAUCGCUGAGAACCUUCAGCAGGCUCUGAUGCCCGUGGCCGACCACGCCACCUGCUCCCAGCCUGACUGGUGGGGCAGCGCUCUCCGGACCAGCAUGGUGUGUGGCGGCGGCGACGGCAUCGUGGGCGGAUGCAACGGGGACUCCGGCGGACCCUUGAACUGUAAGAACGACCAGGGAACGUGGGAGGUCCACGGCAUUGCCAGCUUCGUCUCCGGGAUGGGAUGCAACUACGUGAGGAAGCCAACCGUCUUCACCCGAGUGUCCGCCUUCAACGACUGGAUCGACCAGGCCAUGAUGAACAACUAGAGAUGAAUAAAUAUAAAUAAAUCUCAUCAAAACACA
This is a messenger RNA of Gadus macrocephalus (Pacific cod), 964 nucleotides long. It is a transcript of the gene ela3l, whose product is annotated as elastase 3 like. Gene Ontology annotation, molecular function: serine-type endopeptidase activity. Gene Ontology annotation, biological process: proteolysis. Bases 119 to 928 code for a protein of 269 amino acids. NCBI's taxonomy places the organism in Eukaryota, Metazoa, Chordata, Actinopteri, Gadiformes, Gadidae. The record is from RefSeq and is a predicted model, not a curated record. The transcript has 8 exons.